GAAACGAAUCUAGCAUCCAAAGAUAGUCACUGGGUGUAUGCCAAUGAGGAGGUUAGUGACACAGAGAUCAUGGAGCUUGUCCACAGCGCUCUAGGCCGGAUGACAGUGAUCCGGCAGAUCUUCCCCCUGUGGAGAGACACCAACAUCCGCUGCAUGAGGAACAACCAUCGCAUCUCCUCGCUGCUUUGCGACCCACAGGAAGGGUACCUGCAGUCUCUUGAGGUGUCUAGCCUGUACCUGUACGACAGUGUGCUGAUGUUGGCCAAUGCCUUCUACCGGAAGUUAGAGGACAGGAAAUGGCACAGCAUGGCUAGUCUGAACUGCAUGAGGAAGUCAACCAAGCCCUGGAAUGGAGGCUGGUCCAUGUUAGACACAAUCCAAAAGGGGCGGAUUUCUGGGCUAACUGGUUUAAUGGACUUUCGAAGCAAUGGAGCAAACUCUCAUGUCCAGUUUGAGAUCCUGGGGACAAGUUACAGUGAGACUUUUGGAAAAGAUGUGAAGCGGAUUGGGAAACCAAGCAUCUUUUACAAGAUGGAUCUGUUCCCAGUCCUGCACACCCCAGAGCAGUUUCGCUCAGCACCCUAA
Molecule: messenger RNA, 585 nt
Organism: Carassius auratus (goldfish)
Lineage: Eukaryota; Metazoa; Chordata; Actinopteri; Cypriniformes; Cyprinidae
Product: glutamate receptor ionotropic, delta-1-like
Exons: 5
Coding region: 70-585 (171 amino acids)
Source: RefSeq, a predicted model, not a curated record